AUGGCCGCUCCGUCGCGCGAAGGCUCUAAAUCCACGAUCAACCGACAGACCACAACCCCAUUCCACCUCAAACUCUUCUACCGCACAAACAACUUCCACUAUCUCUCCGACUAUAUCAUCCCCGCGCCCCCGCCGCGCCGCGGUGGGCCCGUCAGCGGUCCGAAUGCCAUCCGCGCGCCAUCACCUCCGGCACCCGCGUCGCUCCCACCUCAUCUUGAGAUCUACACCUGGCAGUCCUGCACGCUGCGCGAGCUCGCCCAGCUGCUCACUGGUGCUCUUCCCUCAUUACUCCCCGAUCCGCCCGUUGGCUCCCGGCUGUGUUUCCGACUGAUCUACCCCGAUGUGCGCGCAGCUACCGCGAUGGGCCCUGAUGCGCGCGGCCGCUACCUGAGUAAAGAUCUGGGAAGUGUUGUUGUGGGACCUCGUGACAGCCCGUUCCGCGCUGAGGACGGCUCAGAAGACAAAUCCGAGGCCCGUCCUCGCCCUGGCCCGCUGCGGUUCCAGGGUCCCGAGUCUGACAAGGCUUUGCAGGAUGCCCGCUUUAUUAUUGGGGACUACGUGGAAUGUGCGAUUCUCCCGCCGCUGGACGACGGAUCCGUUGCGCCUGCUCUCCGUGGCGGCUCUGGUCCACCCCCGGCGGGCGGCGGAAUGCGUGCAUUCCGGGACAAUGGGUUCGGGCGAGGAGGCCGUGGGCAUCGUGGUGGUGAUCGCGGCGGCCCUCCCAAUUUCCCCAUAGGGGAUUGGAAACGUGGAGAGCGGCUUCCCGAGGGUGGUGGACGGGGUGGCCGCCGGGGAUGGGCGCCGUACUAG
Messenger RNA from Penicillium alfredii, 810 nucleotides. RefSeq names its product SAP18 family protein. Gene Ontology annotation, biological process: negative regulation of DNA-templated transcription. NCBI's taxonomy places the organism in Eukaryota, Fungi, Ascomycota, Eurotiomycetes, Eurotiales, Aspergillaceae. The record is from RefSeq and is a predicted model, not a curated record. The coding region runs from base 1 to 810 and encodes 269 amino acids. Gene Ontology annotation, molecular function: transcription factor binding; transcription corepressor activity. The transcript has a single exon. Gene Ontology annotation, cellular component: nucleus.